CGCAAAAUACAGUAACACAACUAUUAAAUGAAAUUCAAAAUUUAUCUUCUCCACCUAUUACUCAAUCUCCACAGUUUUUUGAAUCUAAUGUUUUUUCUAAUAAAUCAAACCUAGUAUCUGCCAAUUCUAUAAUUGAACAAUAUAAGUUUUAUCGAGUUUAUAAAGGAGAAGAAAUAAUUAUUCCUUAUGGAAAUAGAAAAGUAUUUCCAUUAUAUAUAAAUUUUGCAAAUUUAUCUAAUCGGAUUACAAAUUUGAAAUCAGAAUUACUAAAAAUUAUAAAAGGACAAAAAUAUAGUGAAUAUCGCGUAAAUGUAAUUAAAAAAAUUCAAGAAAUAGAAUUAUCAAAAGUCAAUAAUCUAUUAAUUCAAAUUAAUUAUUUUGAAUCUUUACAACCUGGAUAUUAUGGACUUAAGGGCUUAGCGAUUAUCUUAAAAAUUUUAACUGAAUUAUUUAUUCAAAUUGAAAUACUAACUGUAGAUCUUUGUAUUCCGCAAUCUUCAUCCCAAUACUUAUUUCAAGUUUUGGUUCCUGAAACUGCUAUUAGACUUAUUGCAGAGGAUUAUAAAGGCAUUUCUUUAAAUGAUACAAAAGAAAUAAUGAUUGAUAGUGUUGAUUUUGGUUUAUAUAUUCAUGAUGAUAAUUGUAAAAAUUAA
Molecule: messenger RNA, 653 nt
Organism: Funneliformis caledonium
Lineage: Eukaryota; Fungi; Glomeromycota; Glomeromycetes; Glomerales; Glomeraceae
Source: the annotation of a GenBank genome assembly